UUCCCCAAAAUCUUUGCGAGCGAGCGAGCGAGCGAGCGAGCGAGAGAAAGAUGGCAGUGACGGUGAGAGUCAUGGAUGCCUACGAGAAGCUGGAGAAGGUCGGAGAAGGGACCUAUGGCAAGGUCUACAAAGCGAGGGAGAAGGCCACGGGAAAGAUCGUCGCCCUCAAGAAGACCCGCCUGCCGGAGGACGACGAGGGUGUCCCUCCAACCACUCUUCGCGAGGUCUCGCUUCUCAGAAUGCUCUCCAUCGACCCCCAUGUCGUCCGGCUGCUGGAUCUCAUACAAGGCCAGAACAAAGAAGGGCAGACAAUUCUUUAUCUGGUCUUUGAGUACAUGGACACGGAUCUUAAGAAAUAUAUCAGAAGCUUCCGUGCAACCCAGGAGAAGAUUCCAUCCAAAUUUGUGAAGAUUUUGAUGUACCAACUUUGCAAGGGUGUAGCAUUCUGUCAUGGUCAUGGUGUACUGCAUAGAGACCUGAAGCCUCACAAUCUUUUGAUGGAUCCAAAGACGAUGAUGCUUAAAGUAGCAGACCUUGGACUCAGUAGAGCAUUCACUAUUCCCCUAAAGAAGUAUACUCAUGAGAUACUGACACUGUGGUAUAGAGCUCCUGAAGUGCUUCUUGGGGCCACACAUUAUUCAACACCAGUUGAUAUGUGGUCUAUUGGCUGUAUACUUGCCGAACUAGUUACAACUCAAGCACUAUUUCCUGGAGACUCUGAGCUGCAGCAGCUCCUUCAUAUUUUCAGGUUAAUGGGCACUCCAAAUGAAGAGGUGUGGCCGGAAGUAAGCAAAUUACCCAAUUGGCAUGAAUAUCCUCAAUGGGGCCCAAAGAAACUUUCCUCAGAAGUUCCAGAUCUCGAUGCUGAUGGAAUUGAUCUACUUUCGAAGAUGUUGCAGUACGAUCCUUCGAAGCGGAUCUCUGCAAAGAAAGCAAUGGAGCACCCAUACUUUAACGAUGUAAAUAAAGCAUACUUUUGAGAUCUUUUAAAGUACUGGUACUAAGUAGGUGUUCUGUCCAGAACUAUCAGAUUUAUUGUGGCUGGUGUUACUUUGGUGUUGUAUAUGCCUGCUUUCCUUAAGCAUUGCAAUUCACCGAGCGGGGGUUGGCAUUAAAAUCUAAAGCUUUGUAAUGUUUUUACUGCCUCAGUAGCUGAGAAAGAUGGCGAUCAAAACCUUUUCAAGAAUGAUAAGGUGUAUGACUUGAUUUA
Elaeis guineensis (African oil palm) is the source of this 1210-nucleotide messenger RNA. Its product is annotated as cyclin-dependent kinase B2-1. The record is from RefSeq and is a predicted model, not a curated record. Gene Ontology annotation, cellular component: cyclin-dependent protein kinase holoenzyme complex; cytoplasm; nucleus. Gene Ontology annotation, molecular function: cyclin-dependent protein serine/threonine kinase activity; ATP binding; cyclin binding. NCBI's taxonomy places the organism in Eukaryota, Viridiplantae, Streptophyta, Magnoliopsida, Arecales, Arecaceae. Gene Ontology annotation, biological process: G1/S transition of mitotic cell cycle; protein phosphorylation; regulation of G2/M transition of mitotic cell cycle.